AUGGGACAAGUGCAGCUUACGCCUCGCUUCUAUCGUGUUGCGGCAAAUGACAUUCUUGCCGCUCCCCCGCGCUUCUACAGACCGCUACUCUGGACUUCGAUCCAGAACAGGAUGCAAGAUCCUGCCGGUCAAACGCCUCGCUGCGCAACACCUUUUAUGUACUUCUUCCUUUGUCAGACACCGUGUCUGUGGACACACAAAGACCCUGGAGAAACAAACUCGAACACAAUGUCUCCGUACUUUGUGCUCCAGAAACAAAGCAUUAUGAUCAAGAACCAACCCCCAAAUAUGCCUCCUAGCGAACUCCUCAGAGACAUGCUCGUCUCCCGCGAAGACUACGGCGACUUCGGCGGCGUCAACUGCGUAGGGGUCAAGCGCCUCCUGGUAGGCCUCGUCGCCGUAUCAACAAUCUGCAUCCUCGCAAUCUACCUCGCAGUCCACUUCCGCAUCUGCCUCGCUCGCGACAAGAAAUCCUUCCGCUCCCUGGCCAUUGACUUUGAAACACUCGGAAAGGUCCACGCGACGCUCAAGAACCAGCACGAAUUCAUCCGCGAGGACUGUCGCAACUUGCAAAUGACGCUCGACUUUUACAUCAAGGAGUACGGUCGGCAUCCGCGCCAUAAUCAGUUGCGGUUUGAGCCUGGGCAAGGGAAGCAGACUUCAGGUGUGACUGAUGUCGUCAACUCUCCUUCGGGUAAUAGACACUUGCGUGAGGACGAGGAUGUCUUCGUGGUUGAAGAGCCUUCGCAGGAGGAUUUGAAUGGUGGGGUUGAGGAGGGUGAUGUUGCGGAUGGCGAUCGUGUUCCGCGGUUCAGCGAGGAGGAGAAGAAGAGGAAGCAAGGUAAGGUGCCGCGUAUUCAGGCUAUCGCAGCUGGAAUGCAGGAUGUUCCGCUGACUCCUCCCAUUCAGGGGCAAGGUAGUAGGUAG
This is a messenger RNA of Colletotrichum costaricense, 927 nucleotides long. RefSeq lists its product as uncharacterized. Lineage: Eukaryota; Fungi; Ascomycota; Sordariomycetes; Glomerellales; Glomerellaceae. The transcript has 3 exons. Bases 1 to 927 code for a protein of 308 amino acids. The record is from RefSeq and is a predicted model, not a curated record.